Loa loa (African eye worm) is the source of this 312-nucleotide messenger RNA. RefSeq lists its product as hypothetical. The transcript is spliced from 5 exons. NCBI's taxonomy places the organism in Eukaryota, Metazoa, Nematoda, Chromadorea, Rhabditida, Onchocercidae. Bases 1 to 312 code for a protein of 103 amino acids. The record is from RefSeq and is a predicted model, not a curated record.
AUGGAUCAAUUAAAAGGACUGUAUGAUUACAAUAAUAAUUGGGUAGGUGAUAAUAUUAUUGAUAAGGAAAUCAAAUAUAUCGUAGAUGAAAAUAAAAGUACGAAAGUUGUUGUUGUUGUUACACAUCCCGCUACUAUGUAUUCUGCUAAUAUCCUGGUGAAUAAGCCAGAUGUUAAUAUAAAUGAUGAAAAAAAAUUAGUAAUCCUAAAUUUGAUGACAAAUUUCAGCAAUUUGGAUGAUUGUGCAAAAAUUUGCGACAGAAUUACAACAUUGCUUAUAUUGAAUGAUGUUAAAAUUUUGAAAUGUAAAUGA